This is a messenger RNA of Cavenderia fasciculata, 1659 nucleotides long. RefSeq names its product seven transmembrane domain protein. Bases 1 to 1659 code for a protein of 552 amino acids. Gene Ontology annotation, biological process: retrograde transport, endosome to Golgi. The transcript has 6 exons. The record is from RefSeq and is a predicted model, not a curated record. Gene Ontology annotation, cellular component: Golgi apparatus; membrane. Lineage: Eukaryota; Evosea; Eumycetozoa; Acytosteliales; Cavenderiaceae.
AUGAAAGAAAGAAUCUACUUUUUAUCUUUAUUGGUGUUGUUAUUGACAACACAUCUACAAGUAUCAGAUGCUUUUGUUUAUCCAUUCGAUGGAACUAGCUCACAAUUAUUUGGAUGGAGAUCAGCUCAAUAUAAAAUAGGAGCUUAUAAUCAAUCACCUGGUAAUGGACUGUCAUAUGCAUUGAUAGAAGGAUUGGCAGACAUGAAUAUUAGUAGUAACAAUGUAUUGGUAGAUUCUCCUGCCGAGUUGGAUAUUGUAUUCUUUCAUAGCGAUGACUCUAGCUAUCUUGGAUUCUCAAGUGGUGACUUUUGUUGUGACAGCGAACUCUAUCAACAAGGCAAAUGUAGUAGACCCGCCAAUGUCAUUCUACCAUCGACUGCAGUAUACACUACCACCAAACUUGAUGGAAUGUCAACUCCUGCAACAUUGGGAACAUUCAAUUCUAUUAGUUAUUACAAUAUUCAUUAUACUGAUUAUUCAACUCCUCAAAGUAUUUUACUUCCAUACAAUGUUGGAAAAGAAGGUGUUUAUUAUGCCUAUUUAUUAAGUUGCAAUAGUAGAGUUAAUCUCAAUGCAACUACAGUUCAUUUUAGUGGAAAGAUUACUUUUAUGAAUCCAUAUGGUUAUUUAAAUGGUGAAAGACAUCCAUUUUUAGCUGUAACUAUCAAUCAAUUUAUUAUAUUGAAAUUUUAUUUAGUUUUAGCGGUAGCAUAUCUUUUACUUUCUUUUGGAUGGGCAUUUUUAUCAUUCAAACAUAGACAUACACUAUUACCACUUCAAUAUUGGAUCUCUUUGGUUUUAUUAUUAGGCUUUAUUGAAACCAUGGUACAGUAUGGUUCAAAUUCAAGUGCCAACAAAAAUGGUACCUUUUCAAAUGCUUCACUUGCUUUUAUUUCAAUCUUUGUUACUCUCAAAGGUGGUAUCUCUAGAUUAAUCGUUUUACUUUGUUCAAUGGGUUAUGGUAUUUUAAUUCCAACCAUUCCACAAUUAACAAAAUAUAAAAUAGCAACACUUACCAUUCUAUAUUGUAUAUUUAAAUCGAUACAAUAUUAUUUAUGGUUGAUUCCAACAGCAUCUACCAGUGAACAAGUUACAAUGGUAUUUUUCAACUUGGCUGUAUCUAUCCUCGAUGUUGUAUUCUAUUGGUGGAUCUUUUCAUCAUUUAUGAAGAUCUUUUCAAGAUUAUCACUCAAGAAACAAAAGGCUAAAUUGGAAAUGUAUCAAAAGUUCUUUGUUGCAUUGGUCAUUUCUGCAGUCCUAACUUUACUUAUUAUUUUCAUUUCAAUUAUGGUAAAUCAUUAUAAAUCAGCAGAUCAAACAUGGAAAUUUAAUUGGUUAAGUGUAUCUGUUUGGGAUGUUCUCUAUUUUGGAUUAUUAUGUGUAUUGGCAUGGAUUUGGAAACCAAAUGAUAACAAUCAAAGAUACAAAUACAAUGAAGUCGUUGAUAAUGAUGAAGACUCUGCAGAUGUUGUUUUACAUCCACUUGGAUUUGGUACAAGUGGUCUAUCUCAACGUUCCAAUGUAAAUAAUGACGAAGAGAAUGGUACUGCCAUCCCAGGCACUGAAGAUGGAUUAGACUCAUCUAAUCAAGUUGAAACAAUCGAUGAACAUGAGCAAAUGGAAAGAUUUAAAAAAGAUUCCUUUAACAUGUUUGAUUAA